AUGCAUGUAUUGAUCAAAUCAAGCGCUUUGAGGACUGUUUGCAGAAGUAAUAGUUGGUUGAUAUCCAGCAAAUGUCUUCACAGCAGCCAUGGUGUGCGGCCCAAGACAUGGCUCAUGAGUUCGCAAUGGAUUCGCAAUUCAUUCAUCGAUUACUUCGUGUCUCGAGAGAGUCACGUGAGGGUGGGGUCGAGUCCAGUGGUGGCCCACAACGACCCCUCACUCCUCUUCAUCAGCGCCGGUAUGAAUCAAUUCAAACCCAUAUUUCUGGACACACUAUCGCCAACUGAUCCCAUGAAUGGAUACGUGCGGUGCGUGAACUCCCAGAAGUGCAUCCGUGUCGGUGGUAAGCACUGCGAUCUCAGUGCCGUUGGAACCGAUGGCAGACACCACACAUUCUUCGAGAUGUUGGGCAACUGGUCUUUCGGUGACUAUUAUAAAAAAGAGUCGUGUCGUAUGGCAUGGGAUCUGUUGACUGAAGUCUUCAAAUUAGAUGUCAACCGAUUGGUUGUCACAUACUUUGGUGGAGACAAACGCUUGGGUUUAGAACCAGACCUCGAAACCCGUGAUAUUUGGCUUCAAAUUGGAUUACCUGAAGACCGAGUCAUACCUUUGGGAUCAAAGGAGAACUUCUGGGAAAUGGGGGAAACGGGUCCGUGCGGUAUAUGCACUGAAAUACACUACUUAUUAGAGCCCACGAUAUCGUCAAACUCAGAGCACUUAAUGAGAAAUUGUAUUGAGAUCUGGAAUAUUGUUUUCAUUCAAUUCAAUAAAAAUUCAAACGGAAGACUAGAAACACUUCAUAAGCAUUUCGUUGACACCGGAAUGGGUUUAGAAAGGAUUGUAUCAGUGGUUCAAAAUGUGAAAUCCAAUUACGAGACCGACCUCUUCCUGCCUUACUUUCAAUGCAUACAAAAUAAUAGUCACAGCAAACCGAAUGGUCAUCAGACUGACGAUCCACUGGACAUAUCGUAUCGCAUUCUCGCAGAUCACUCACGAAUGUUCACAAUAGCUAUUAGUGAUGGCCUUAAGACCGGUUAUAGGGGAACGGGAUUUAUAUUAAGGAAAAUUAUUAGGAAAUCUAUUGGAAUCGCUGCCAAUGAUUUCGGUAUUUCUAGUCCGCGUCAGCUUUUGACUCAACUUUCGGCCAUAACUGUAGACCUGUUGGGCGACGCCUUCCCUGAAUUGAUAUUAAAUCAGAAAACUGUUGGCGAAGUACUGAAUGAAGAGAUCGAGAAAUAUGAAUCCGUGGUCUCUGAUAAUAAACGUCUUGUCAAAGCGUUUACUCGAAUAGAUAUUAAAACAAAAGGUGACCCAAACAUGGCAUUUAAGAUAGGAUUAGACCAUUUGGGACACAAACCCACUGCUCUUUUCCACACGUCUGCCAAUGGGAAGGAAUUCUAUAUUCAAACAACAGUUCCCAAUAAAUACCAGAAGUUUCUGAAAGCAAAUGAAUGGUUGUCUCAUAUAUCAGACAAAUUGCAAACUUUUCAACUCUUGUCAAAUAAACGUAAGGAUAAGAUGUCUUCAUUAAAGUGCACAUCAAUGGAUCAAAUGGAUGAAGCGAUCACUUGUGCCAAACAUAUCGCUGACCAAUACUUUAAACACAACUGA
Messenger RNA from Oppiella nova, 1611 nucleotides. The record is from the annotation of a GenBank genome assembly. Lineage: Eukaryota; Metazoa; Arthropoda; Arachnida; Sarcoptiformes; Oppiidae.